UAUAGUUUACAUACUGUUGCAUAUGUACUAUUCGCUGUGACGCCAAUCUAAGCAACAACCAGCAACAACUAAAAAAUAUACAAAACUGUACAAAACACAUAACACUACAAUAGCAGAAUUCACUGACUGAUAAAUUAAUUUAUUUAGUCCAAUAAAAUAAAAAGGAUUUAUUAUUUUGUAACUUAAUAUUCAGAGGUGAAAAAAAACAAUUAAAAAAAAUACAAUAAUUCAUAAGUUGUUGAAUGAUCAAGAGUAUUGUUUUGGGUCUCUAUAUUUUCAGAUUACAGUAGCGGUAUUAAAAUAUUAAUAAUAUAUUCUAGUUCUAUUUGAGAGCAUCUUUAACUACGUUGUUAUCUUACUAGAUUAUUCCUUAUUUUUUUUCGAUUGUUGAUAUUUUGUACCAUACGGAUAUGGAUUGUAAUCUUGACUCCGAUAGUGAUUCUUCCUCCUCUGACAGUGUUAGGUCCACCGUUACUGAUAGUACUUCAGAUGAAUCACAAAGUGAACCGGUAGACAUUAAAUCGAAAUUUGCUCAAGCUUGCUCGACUAUGAAAUUAACUCAUGUCCAAAUUAAUAGUUUGUUAGAAGUUUUUAGAGAACAUAAAUGUUUUAAAAACUGGCCAAAAGAUGCACGAACUUUGCUUCAGACACCACGUAAGGUUGCUGAAAAUAUAUAUCACCUCGCGGGAGGUGAGUACGUUCAUUUUGGGAUGGAGGAUGCACUUUCUGAAAUUUUACUUAAAAUCACGCCGUCUUUAAUUCCCGACACUCUCAUUAUAGAUUUUAGUACCGAUGGAGGCAACCUUGAUAAACAGGCCAAACGCAAUGUUUGGCCCAUUCAAAUUCGUGUUCAUAAUAUUCCCGGUUGUCCACCUGGAAUUGUAGGGAUUUGGUGUGGAACUUCAUUCACUCACCAGCCAACUGACGCAUCAGCUUUUUUCGCGAAAUUUAUUAAAAACUUUAAUGAUUUGAUGAUUAGUGGGUUCGUUUUCAAGGGUAUUUGCAAAGUUGUUCGACCUGGGAGUUUUAUUGCUGAUGCACCAGCUCGUGCUUUUGCUCUAGGACAUAUGGCACACAAUUCAGACUCACCCUGUUCCAGAUGUAAAGUUUGUCGUACUCCUCUUCAAGGAGAUAAUAGAGCCCUACGGACAGUAGAUGAUGAAAAAAGAAAUGACAGGGAGUAUAGGGAUCGCGAAGAUGCAUUUCACCAUAAAGCUAGUCGAGCAUGUGGUUUGGCAGAUCUUGAACAUUUUGAUAUAGUAAAUAAUGUAGUUUUCGAUUCUAUGCACGCUGUUUUUCUUGGUAUUGUGAAACGGUUUCUUAGCAUUUUAGUUGGAGGCAGGGAUAAUCCUAAUCUCAAGUUAGAUGAAUUAAAUAUCGUCAAGAUUAAUGUUAGACUCGCUUUUAUUAAGAACUGCUGUCCAGAAGAAUUUGCUCGUAGGCCUGAGGAUAUUACUAAAUUUUCUAAGAUGAAAGCUACUGAAUUUCGCCAGAUUCUUUUAUAUUCAGGUGCCGUUGCUUUUCGUGGUAUUAUAAAUUCAGCAAUAUAUUUACAUUUUUUAACCUUUUCUUGUGCGAUUCGUCUUCUUACUUGUCCAAAAGUAAGUGAGGCUGAAAUUACUUUUGCAGAAAAUUUAAUAAAAACAUAUGUCAAAAAUGUUGAAAACUUUUUUAAUCAUCAUUUUCUAACUUAUAAUUGUCAUAUUCUUUUACAUUUAGCUGAAGAUGUCAGAAAUUUCGGACCACUUGAUGGUAUUUCUGCAUUUCCUUACGAAAAUAAUAUGCAGUACUUCGCAGCAACUUGUCGUAAACCUACUCAAUAUUUAGAACAAAUCGUUAAUAGGCGCGAAGAACGUAAAUUGCGUAACAUUGAAGAAAACCCUCGUGUCAAUUUUUCACUUAUUCCUGGUAAACUUUGGACUAGCCCAUUCCCUUUGCCAACAGAACUCAUAUCAGCAGCUGCUCAAUAUCAAACCCUUCAAACACCAAAGUAUAAAAUUAAUACUAAUAAUAAAGACAAUAUAUUCAUGUUAAAAAAUAAAACUCUCGGCAUGGUUCAAAAUAUUAUUCUUGAUAAGGGAAAAUUUAAGCUUCUAUUCCAGAAAUUUAAUAUACAACUAAAUUCAUUUUUUCAAAUUGGUAACUGGCAAUCAUCAUUUUUCGGGGUUUUUCGUUGUUCGGAUCUUUCUGAUAAACAACAAAUUAUAGAUGUUGAAGACAUCCAUGCGAAAUGCUUUUGUAUGCCUUAUUUCCAUGAUAACGAAGUAACGCCAACCGAAGGCGAGUUUAUUGUUACAUUAAUAGAAUCUACUAUCGCGUGAAUUUUUUUUAUGUUCUGUCUUUUCAGUAGCCUCAUCUUAGAAAUUUAGUUUAGUCUGUGAUUAACAGGUUUCGAGCAAGUGGGUGGGAUGCAACGAUCGUCAGUUUAAUUCUUUUUCUUGGGUUACUUUUUAUUAUUUUCAUUCUAAUCUUGAUUAUUAUUAAAAUCCAAACAGCACAGCUAUGAUUAUAUUCCAUUUGUAGAAGCAUUGACACGAGAUUUUAAAAUUAAAGAUAAUAAACAUUCUGAGUAUGUGAUGAUUACUUGAUUAUAGUCAUUUUUUUCAACAGCUCUGCUGAGUAUCAUAAUUCAUUUUUGAAAGCAUUUGUACAAUAUUUAAAAUAAAUGUAGUCAUGAAAAUUCAAACUUGAUAUAAAUUAAACUCAUGAUAAUUAUAAUAGUUAAUUAUUUUUGUUUUCAUAAUAAUUUAUUCGAAUCAAUUUCUUUUUUUAAUAAUUAACUAGAUUAUUUUUUUAAUUUUUUUUUUUUUCAAUUCAACAAACAGCCAUGAUGAUAAACUGUUAACGUGAAAAUAAUCAUCAAUAAAUUAAUGAUUUUUUCUUGUCAAAAAAAUUCUGAGCUGUUCCAAAAAUAUAAAUAAAUGAAUAAAAUUAACGAAUAAAAAAAUAUUGAGAAAUUCAUCUUGUGUUUAUUAUGUCUUGUUUGAAUGAUCAUAUAUAUUUAUACUCAUUAAUUAUUCAGCAUAUAAAAGUAGCACAUUUUUCAUUAUAUUUUUAUUGAACUUAUGAAUUGUCUUUAAAGUCGAUAUCAAAUAUUUGAAUUUCGGGUAGGUUUGAAUUCAUAUUUUUUGAUGAGUAGCUCAGGGCAGCGUUCGAUAGCUGGCCGAGGCCAAAAAUCCGGCCAAUUUUUUAUCAUGGUUUAUUUUAUAUGUUCGUAGUAUCAGCACUGCUACAUUAUAAUUUCAAAUAUUUACAUGGGAUUUUCUCAUAGUGAGUUUUUGAUUUAUCAAGUUGUCUUUCCGUUGGCCCAGGCCGAGGCCCUCGGCCAGCUAUCGAACGCUCCCCAGAAAAAUUAUUUAACAUUGAAAUAGCUA
Molecule: messenger RNA, 3374 nt
Organism: Aphidius gifuensis
Lineage: Eukaryota; Metazoa; Arthropoda; Insecta; Hymenoptera; Braconidae
Exons: 3
Coding region: 411-2321 (636 amino acids)
Source: RefSeq, a predicted model, not a curated record